Molecule: messenger RNA, 4667 nt
Organism: Branchiostoma floridae (Florida lancelet)
Lineage: Eukaryota; Metazoa; Chordata; Leptocardii; Amphioxiformes; Branchiostomatidae
Product: selenoprotein N-like
Exons: 11
Biological process (GO): skeletal muscle fiber development; calcium ion homeostasis
Cellular component (GO): endoplasmic reticulum membrane
Molecular function (GO): calcium ion binding
Source: RefSeq, a predicted model, not a curated record
AGAAGUUUUUCCCAUUUCCGGGUUGUGAACAGAUUUGGAUCGUUGGUUGCGUGUGUUGUGGUCGGUCAGUCGUUGCGUUGCGGAUAAGUUUGUGGAUUUUCAUCGGAGUUUCGCCUUGUUUCCCGGUGCAUAGAACCUGGUACAACUCCCACAUGUGCUGUGUAGAGUAAGGGGCGGUAAAAAUGGCGUCGGAGGGGAAAAGAGACCCGCCGGACAAGCGAGGCGGUGGCGGGGACGCGGCCGGUACAGAUCACCGUCGUAGCGUGACGACGAAGCGCUCCACACUGCGCUCGUGUUGUUUCUGGGUGUGCGCGCCUGCCGCGGUGCUGCUGGCGGCCCUGGGGGUGGGGAUGUACCUGGACUACAGGCGGUGGGUGCGCAAGGAGGUGGGGAUGAUGACCUUGGGGACAGAAGGCACAUCGCUGUUCCUGGCCUACGACACGAACGAGGACGGACACCUGAGCAUGGAAGAGUUCAAGCCCCUGCUAGACAGGCUACAAGGGAAUGAGACGAGUUACCCGGUGGACGAGGAAAUCGACCAAGCGGGAGAGAUCAUCGUGCUGAAGACGCACUUCGAGCCAUUCGUUAUGCAAUCCAUGUCCAAGAACAAAAACCCAUUCGGGUUUCUUGGAAACAGUAACUUGCAGGGUCUGAGGGAGUGGCGGGAGCCGGUGCGAGAGCUGGCGUCCUUCGGAGCGAACCACUUCGCCCCCUUCCUGCCGCCUCCUGCCGCAUACUCCGUUCUGGGGGCUGCCUACGAGAUCAUCCCAUCUACACUCAGCCCCUUCUCGGGCACGUUGUCGAGUAACCGGUACUUCCCGCCCAGGGUGUCCAACAAGGAGGUGAUCCUCCACCGCCUGCUGGGCCUUUUCCACCCCCGACCGUUCGUGCACAUGCGCUUCGCUCCGCAGGGCGCCGUGGCAACCGUGCGGGCCGAGAACGAGCGCUGGGUGGACGUGGUGUUCAGGAUCCAUGCCGAGUUCCAGCUGAACGAGCCCCCGCUGUACCCCUUCUGGUUCACUCCCGCUCAGUUCACCGGGAACAUCGUCCUCAGCAGGGACGCGUCUCGCGUCAGGCACUUCCACCUCUACGUGCCAACAAACAGGUCGCUCAACGUGGACAUGGAGUGGCUGCAUGGGCCGGGACACGAGAACAUGGAGGUGGACAUCGGGUACAUCCCGCGGAUGGAGCUGACCUCAGUCGCCCCCUCCACGCCCGUACUCAUCUACCAGGAGGAUGGGUCUUACAUGGACCAGCGGGACGCCGAGCUCAGCGAGGAGCCUACAAUUUUCCUGGAGGAGGACUCUGGAGACAUCAGGUGGAACUCAGAAAUCUCCAUGGAGGAGGCCAUGAAGAGCCUGGAGGUCAAGAUGUACCCUUUCAAGACAGUGCCAUAUUACAACUUCACCGAGGCUUUCAGUCGAGCUGAGGCGGAGAACAAACUGGUCCAUUCCAUUCUGCUGUGGGGGGCGCUGGACGACCAGUCCUGCUGAGGUUCGGGGCGGACACUCCGGGAGGGCCCCCUGGAGAGUUCGCCCAUCGUGAAGAUGCUGACGGAUCACUUCAUCAGCACCUGGGUGCUCGUCGCCGAGCUGGAGGGCAUCAAGAACAGCUCCUCCGUACCCAAGCACAAGGAGCUGGCCACGAUGGCGUUGGGUGCUUAUGUGUUCCCAGUAGAAAUGAUGGUCUCCCUGCCAAAUGGUACCGUCGUUCACCACCUCAACGCUAACGACCUUCUGGACAUGAGCUCCGGAGAGUCGUUUGACGUGGCCAGCAACAUGAUGCAGUGGAUGGACCCGACGUCUGUCACCUACAGCAAGUUCCUGAAGGAGGGAAUGAGGAAGGCUGGCGUGGAGGAGUAAUAACUUCUCCGCACGUCACUGCAGACAGCUGUCACUCAACAAUACAGAUCCCGUCCGCUCUCAUUUCAAGACUGAAUACUGUAAAUGCAUUUAAGUUUGCGGGGAUUUGAUUUUGCGGUAGCAGGAAAAAGGACUUUUCGUGGUGGUUUUAAGUUCGCGGUAGCACCAUGCACUGCAGUCUCUUACUGCCAUGGAAAAAUGUUAACGGUGGUUUUAGAUUCUCGGUGAAUUGGCCACCGCGAAAACCACGGACAUAAAUCCACCGCGAACAUUUCUGCAUUUACAGUAACAUAGCCUUAGUGCUUCCUCAAUUGAUUCCACUGUAUAUAUGGUUGAUUUAUGAACUUUCUCUUUGUCUUUUUAUGUUGCAAGACACAACAACUUGAAAAAGAAAGGUAGCUCUACUCCCUGCUGUGCAGGAGUGUGUCUUCUAUGAUGAUGUUGUCUUUCCAAAUCUACGUACUUCUCAAAGACACCUGUCAGGGAGGAAUACUGUAAAUGCAGAAACUUUUGCGGUGGUUUAAUGUUCGCUAACAUUUUUCUAUGGCGGUAAGAGACUACAGUGCAUGGUGCUACUGCGAAUUUAGAACCACCGCGAAAAGUCCUUUUUCCCGCUACCGUUAAAAUAAAAUCCCCGCAAACUUAAAUGCAUUUACAGUAUGCUUUACUGAAUACAUGUCAGUAGCUUCUCAAAGAAGACCUUGCAGACGUUGCUUUUAUUUUUGGGAAUACUAAUGAAUUGUUGGUUGUUUUGUAUCAAGUAUGCAGUAUUUUGUUUCCUCCAUGAUAUUUUUAAUGGUCAUCAUUUGUAGUUUGUUUUCCAAAGUACAACUUGUAGGUAUUUACUGCAAGCUGUGUCUUUUCUGAACCCUUGUAUGAGCCUUGCAGUACCGGGUACACUCACUAGAGGGCCCUGUUGAUGUGUGCCUGGUGUGUUAAUUCUUGUGCAUUGUUUACUAUGACCCUGUUGUACUGUUGGGCACCAGUCAUGUCUCAGAUGAUGGCCCUGCCGGAAAGUGUCGCAGACACUGGGCAGAGCCGGAUGGAUGGAGAUGUGGUGGUGUCUAUACUGUACAGGUCUCUUUUUCCCACCAUGCAGUUUAUGUAAUGACCACUGUUACUUUGGCAUUCAUUGGUACAUUUUAUAACUCAGAUGCUUAAACACUAGUUCACCUUAUCUGUGGACUGUAACCUAUAUCUAAGGUUAUAAAAAACAGUGUAUUUAGGGAUAUCAAAUUGAUGGACAGUGGUUUCAAAUUGCAAUAUUUGCAAAAUAUUGCAGUUUGAAGCUACAGUCCGUCAACUGGAUGUCCCUAUAAAAUACACUGUGUUUUAAAAACAAUGGAUAUAGGUUACCCCAAGGAUAUUUUAUCUGUAAUGUAGUAAUUAAUGACCUUCGUACUUAAGACAAGUCUUUGGGUCAAGGCAAUUUUCAUGUUUUGAAUUGAGUUGCCUUAGAACACCUUAAAAGGGUGACUACAAAUCUCAGUUUUGUAACUCAAGCAUGUUACUUUGCUUAUAUCUUGUAUGCAUUCAUGCAUUUAACUUUACUGUGUUUUAACAAGGACGUUAUAACGUUACAACUUCAUCACUUACCAGAUGCCAUUGAGAAAGGUUGUUUCCAUCUGGGAAAACCUAAUCCUAGAUAAAUAAUAGUUACAGAAUCAGAAGUGAGCUGCUUUAGAUAACCAAGAUAACUUGAUAUGAAUAUUGGAAAUGUUGACCAAGAAUCUAUUUUACCUAUUGUAUAUAAUGCUUCUAGAUAGAACAAAUAGCUUAUAUAUGAUAUGAUACUUGCCUGAUAUGUUCUUUGAUAGCAACCUGGUGAUGUAGUUUUUGGAGAUAGGUAAGUUAAACAAUAGUUCUCCUUUAUCCAUGGGUUGGCCUAUAUCUGUUAUUUAAAAAAAAAUUAAAACAGCAUUAAGGGAUAUUGACAGUCUACAGUGGUUUUAAAUUGCAAUAAAUAACUAUAUUUUCAAGAUUUUGUAGUUUGAAAUCACUGUCCUUCGAUAUCCUUAAACACACUGUGAUUUUAAAAACAGUGGAUAUAGGCUACCCCGCAGAUAAAGGUGAACUUGUGUUUUCAUACAUUGUAUUUAGUUAAUAGUAGUAGAGAAACGAAAUGAAAACACCCAAGGACCCAGCUAAGUUGUAUACUUGUAAUACAAAUUAAGACAUCAAACAACCCCCACUGCUUAAACAUGUCAGAGAUAGCCUGGUACUUUUUUCUUGCCAUGCAAUGUUAUGUCUUUUUUAUCUUGCCGCAACUGCCUCUGCAACUAUAAUCAUGAUUGAAAUUAAACUUGGGGGCCUUAUUGAAACUGGGCAGUCAGAAAAAGUAGUAACUAUAGGUAGUUGUGUCUUUAUCACUUGAAUUUUUUAAGAAGCACAGGAUCCGAAACAUUUGUGCACGUCGCAUCUUAUUUUCCAUAGGAUGCCUGUAUCUGUAUGUCCUCAUGCAGUUGUGUUUCAAAUCAGUCCUGCAGAUUGUUGAAAUCUAGUCAAAGGAACAUCUUUCAUCUGGAAGAUUGUGGUACUUUUUAGCACACCAAAGUGGUAUUUUCUAUCGGAUAUGGAGUUAGACGACAGUUUUUUUUGUGUGUGAAGGGGGCGAUUAUGUGGUAACGGGGUGGGGGCACAAGGGGGUGGAAUUAAACUUUUUUCAACAGGUAAAAGAUGGGUGAAAAAGUGCCAUGUGGUGUUUCUCUUUGCUGACACUUUUAUCGUAACUUUGCUAUUGCCUUUGAGAACCUGAACUUGGUUUGAGAGAAUGGUGUAAAUAAAUUUGAAUAUGAAAUAUUGAAA